Molecule: messenger RNA, 6302 nt
Organism: Parasteatoda tepidariorum (common house spider)
Lineage: Eukaryota; Metazoa; Arthropoda; Arachnida; Araneae; Theridiidae
Source: RefSeq, a predicted model, not a curated record
CCGAUCCCUUGUAUCACUUCCCUGCAGAACAGAGAUUGGGAUUGAGGCCGAUCACAAGCAUUCGAAUCUUAUUCAUUCCGUGUUAACUUUUAUUUGGUGUUUUUAUUCCAUUGGAUUGGCAUCAUCUGAGGGAACCAUGGCUUGGGUGAGCAGUUGAAGGUGGUGUAUUGGCUUGACCCAUAGCCAUGGCUGGAAUGCGACACUUGCUGAUUAUUUUGAUUGUUUAUUUUCAGCAAGUUGACUGUGCCCGCGGUUUACCCGAGAAUAUUAGAAUUGCUGGGCUCUUCGAAAGUGGAGAUGAAGGCCUAGAGUUAGCAUUCCGUCAAGCUGUGGAUCACGUAAACGCAGACACUAAUGUAUUACCUACGAGUAGACUGCAGGCACAAAUUGAAAGACUUGAAAGACAUGACAGUUUUACAGCGUCCAAAAAAGUAUGUGAGCUAUUGGGAGGAGGCAUGGCAGCUGUCUUCGGCCCACAAUCUACAGAAUCUAGUAGUGCAGUACAAUCUACAUGUGCGGCACUUGAAGUACCACAUAUACAAACUAGAUGGGAUUAUAGAACAAAGCCCAGUCAGCAUACAGUGAAUCUUUAUCCACAUCCCAGUGCAUUAGGCUUAGCUUACUUGGCCUACGUCACUGAGAAGCAGUGGAAACAGUUUGCCAUUUUAUAUGAACAUAAUGAUGCCUUAAUUCGACUGCAGGAAUUGCUGAAGGAUCCUGUAAUAAAACAAAGACGUGUUAUAGUCAGGCAAUUCGAAGAGGAGAAAGACUAUCGGAAAACGCUGAAAGAGCUAGGCAGAAAAGGCAUCAAGAGCUUUGUUGUAGACGUAGAUGUACAAAACGUGCAUACACUUUUAAGGCAUGCGCAAAAGGUGGAUAUGUUAACAGAAUAUUUUAAUUAUGUCAUUACAACACUAGAUAUACACACUGUGAAUUUGGAAGACUUUCGCUACAUCGGGACAAAUAUCACUGGUUUCCGAGUGGUGGAUGAAGAGGCCUCGGAUUACCAAGAAAUUGUCCAAGACUGGAGAUCUGGUCCAGUCACCGGAAAAGUACCAGAUCUUGAUCCAGCUCUUUAUGAAAAGAAUUUUACGACGGAAGUCGCGCUGAUGUAUGACGCGGUUUGGACUUUCGCGACAGCACUGAACACAUUAGAGAAAGGUCAGCGCCUGCAGCUCAAAUCCGUCUCUUGUGACGAAGAGAAGCCUUGGUCUUAUGGUCUGCAACUUGCUAGACACUUGAGAGGAGUGGAGCUGCGUGGGCUGACGGGUCGCAUUGUGUUUGAUGAAAACGGUCAGCGCACUAAUUUUACUGUCAAAGUUACAGAUCUUACGCAUUUGGGCUUAAGAGAAGUUGGGGAAUGGGAACACAAUUCUGAUGGAAAAAUCCGCAAAACGGGUAACUACACGAGAGUUGAAGACGUAUCACACAGCCUCAGGAAUAAAACGCUUAUCAUCACAACCAUUUUGAAUGGACCCUACAUGAUGAAAGUAGAGGACGAGAACGGGAUUAGAUAUGAAGGCUUUUGUGUGGAUUUGAUCCAAGAAAUCGCUGACGAUUUGAAAUUUCAAUACCAAAUCAAGGAAGUGGAUGAUGGCAGCUAUGGUCGAAAGAACGACAUUGGAGAAUGGAAUGGAAUGAUUCGAGAACUAAUAGAUGGGAAGGCAGACAUGGCUAUUGCCGAUCUCACUAUAACAUACGUAAGGGAAGAAGCAGUUGAUUUCACUAUGCCCUUCAUGAAUUUAGGCAUUUCUAUUUUGUUCAAGAAGCCAACAAAAAAAGUACCAAAAUUAUUUUCAUUUCUCUCUCCACUCUCCAUCGAGGUAUGGCUCUAUAUGGCUACUGCCUUUUUGGGCGUGUCUCUCUUCUUAUUUAUUGUGGCUCGAUUCAGUGCCUAUGAAUGGGUGAAUCCUCAUCCAUGUGAAUUAGAACCAGAAGAAUUAGAAAAUCAGUUUACUCUAUUAAAUACCCUCUGGUUUACAAUAGGUUGUCUUAUGUGUCAAGGCUGUGAUAUCACGCCAAGGGCAAACUCAACGAGAAUGAUUGCCGUCAUGUGGUGGUUCUUCACAUUAAUCAUGGUAUCAUCUUACACAGCGAAUUUGGCAGCGUUCUUAACCGUAGAGAGAUUGGCCUCACCUAUCGAAAGUGCUGAGGAUCUCGCCAAACAAACCACUAUUCCAUAUGGAUGUGUAGCAUCUGGUUCAACUCAGUCAUUUUUCAAGGAGUCCGAGUUUCCUACUUAUAAACGUAUGUGGUCUUUCAUGGAAUCACAACGUCCAUCGGUAUUUAGUGAUAACAAUCAGAAAGGUGUAGAAAGAGUAAAGAAAGGCAACUAUGCUUUUCUCAUGGAAUCCACUACCAUCGAAUAUAUCAUCGAAAGGAACUGUGAACUGACACAAGUGGGAGGUCUACUUGAUUCCAAAGGUUAUGGGAUCGCAACGCCUCAUGGAUCUCCUUAUCGGACUCACUUGUCUUCAGCUAUCCUGAAACUUCAGGAAGGAGGUCAGCUGCAUGUCCUCAAAGAACGUUGGUGGAAAAGGAAGAGGCUUACUCAAAAGUGUGCUAAAGAUGACGCCACUGGCUCGAGCUCAGCUUCAGAAUUGGGGCUGGCGAACGUUGGUGGCGUCUUUUUGGUUCUUAUAUGCGGAGUCUCCGUUGGAUGCAUCAUAGUUGUGUUCGAGUUUAUAUGGAAAGCCAGAAAAGUCGUCAGUGAAGAGAGGGAGUCAAUUUGUGCACAACUUUGCCGAGAAUUCAAGUUUGCAAUUUUCUGCGGAGGUUCUACGAAACCUAUGAAGCGUGAUGAAGAUAACGCUGGUAAUUCAACGCCGCACCAAGAAAAUGGUCUACCUUUCAUGCCCAUGCCCGGAUUCUCUUCUUCCAGUCCCUCUAAAGGAUUUGCCUCCUGACAUGAGGCCCCCCUGGUGCAGCCCUUAGUAAAGGAUCCCGAGGGCUCCACGUACUAUAGGUACGGCAGGGGGACAGGCUCUGAUGUAUAAACUAUUAUUUGAUGGAUCCACUGACUCUUUUGAAAACGGAGUUCUUAACGAUGAUGCUUCGACAAAUGGUAUUAAUACUUCCAGUGACUAAGUACUCUUUAAUUAUAACUUACAACAUACAACUUUUGAAAUAACAAUGGAUACAAACCAAUGCAGGGUAUAACAAAACUAAUGACCAUAAUUGUGAGAGGUGAACGGAAAACGAAACAAUCACCGUACAAUGUGGGGAAGUUAAAUCAAAGAUCGGUUUAAUGUUUCAUUUCUAUAAUGCGAUUGUGGAGCGGGGUGAGUAGGCCGGGUCAUUGCUUUUACCAUCUGUUUUCUGAUAUAAAUUAUGAUGUACAGAUGCGUUAGAAGUAGUUUCAGAUCAUUAUUGACCCAAUAAAGAACCAUUUCCACGUUAACGUGGAAAUUCUUACCGAGCAAGUAAGACUGAGAGAUCGUAACAAAUAAAACGUAGCAGCAAUAUUAAGAUGAAAAAUUGCUUCUUAGGAGGUAAAUUAUAGUUAUUAUCUUAAUAAGUUUAUCUAGAUCUGAAGUCAGAGGAUGAGAUUUUAACUCAACAUUGAAAUCGAAUUCUCAGAAGCUCCUGGUUUCUUCAGGAAAUAAUUUAUACCACUUUUUUACCACUUGUACGAACCGUGAAAUUCUGCCCGAGCUAGCAUGGUCCUUAAGGUAUUAAAUUUUAUUCUUAAACCGUCUUCAUUAACCCAUAAGUGUAACUCUAGAGUGACGUUAGCAACAGAACAUAACUUAAAGACCUUAAUAUUUUUUCCAGACGCUACUUUCAUAAAGAAAAGCAUUGACUAUGUUUGGUCCUUCUUUUGGCGGCCCUGAUCUGUUACGCCUAGAUAUUUCUUUUCCAGCGAUGUCAAAAAAGGCUUAGAUUACUCGAUAUACAUCGAAUAAACAAAGGAUGCCACAUGAGUUAACGUCAUAGUUUCAGACGUGAAUGACAUACAAAUAAUCUGUGAAAAUUCACAUAGUACUCCCUGCAAGGUGAAACGUUUUCAUAGUACUUUCCGAAUGGUGAAAUAUUUUCACAGUAACGCAUGGCAUGACACGUUUACAUAGUAUCCUUCACACGGUAACAUGUUUACAUAGUACCUUCCGAAUGGGGAAACAUUUUCAUAGCACACUCUGCAUGUCGUAACGUGUUUAUAUUACCUUUCGCAUAGUGAAACAUUUUUUUGGUAUAUUCCGAAAGAUGACACAUUUACAUAGUACUUUAUAACGGGUUACGUUUGUUCAGUACCCUCCACCUCCAAUUUAAAGCCAAUAUUGGAUUAUGAUGGUUACAUCUCAAACGAGGAAUUGUUGUGAAGUUUUCAAUAAUAGAGAAUCUUUGAGUUUAUUUUUCACAGUGCAGUCUUCCUUUUGCAUUCCGAUCCCCAUUGUACGGUGACAGUUGACAUAUUUUAUAAUCUCUGUCAGUUGUGGCCAUUCGUUUUCUUUACACUGUGUAUAUUAUUUAAUUGAAAAGGAAGAAUAUGCUUAGAAUAUCCAAUAUUGGAUAUUGGUCAAUAGUUACGCUCCGAGAGACUAUGAAAAUGGAAUAAAUACAGCAAACUUUGUUUAGAAUUUUAAGAUAUGUUAACUAAGCGUUUUUGAAUAGGAUUCAAUAAUUUCUUUCUAUUUGUCUCUAUAUUAUACUUUGAAACCUUUAUUACUAAAAAAAUUCUUGGUUAUUCACAAAUCUUGAUAUUAUUAUUUAAAUGUACUCAUUAUUUAUAAAUAAAUUGUUUAAAUAUUUUAUUACCUUACUCCGUAGAGUUAUGUACAUGGUAUUAUGCAAUAAGAAGGCAGAAAUACAUUCUGUAUAAACAUACGAAACUUGAUUUUAGACAAAUACUUGUUCAUUUUAUAUUAUUUCAAAAGAAACUAUAAUUUUUUAUGAUAAACCAUAAGCAAUUCACCAAUUUACAAUAAAUCAAUAAAAAUAGGUGUUUAAAAAAUUUGAUUGCCUUAAAUUUGCUUGCAAAAAAGUGUAACUAAACCUAGUAUAAAAAAAUUGUUAUGUGAUAGACAUAAAAAAUCAGUGAAAUAGAGCUGGGAUAACUCUAGUUUAAUAAAAGAAAAUAGAUUGGUUGUUUGAUUAAUUAAUCUAACAAGUAAAACAUUAAGACACAUUUAAACUGCAAAAAUUUAAAAAUAACAUUGCAAAAUGCAUUUACAUGUAUAUAUAUCACAUAUAUAUACUUGGUAUAAAAGAUGUUUUGGCAUUUAUUUUGUCAUAAUGUAAGACGUUGAUGAUUUUAGAGUGAUAAUAAAAACAAUUUCAAUAUUUCUGAUUAGUUAGUAGCUUAACAUUUAAAUAAGACUGCAUAAAUAGUUUAAAAUUACAUAAUACGUUGACUUUCAAAUAGUAGAUGAACGAGAUAUCAUGAUAAUGAGAAGAACUAAAUAAUCCUUGGCUAAUACUGGAAGAUUAAAGUUUACCAAAAUUAUGCAAAAACAGUAGAGUAGAUAAAAUUAAUAGUCUUAAUAAAUAUAUUUUUUAAAGAAAUUUAUUCUAAUGUAACUCAAAACUACCUUUAAAUAUAGAAAUAAAGUUAGAGUAAUAUUUAAAAAUUAAUAUAUUCUAGAUAUAAUAUUAAAAAAAAUGUUUGACAUACUAUUGCAAAGAUAUUCCGAAAGAAUUAAUAUACUAAUUAACGUAUAAAACAAACUUAGUUCCGUUUCAUUGGGUAUUGCUUAGAUUGUAAUAUGAACAUUUAAUCAAAAAUAAUUAAAUUUUUAAUUUUUUGACAAUAUAAAAAAAGAUUUUUUUCCUUUAGAAAAUUAAUUAAAAAAUUGGAUUUAUUUAUUGAAUUUGAAUGUAAAAAAAAUAGUUCAUAUGUUGUAAAUUUGACUUAACUACCAUGUUUUUUUUCUCAUUUGCAGAAUAAUAUAUGUAAUUUUUACAAUUAAAUAUUUUUCUUUACUGUUGUAUUUCUAGUAAAUGUUUAUCCCAGUAUUCCAGUUAAAAAAAUGGUUAUUAUUCGCUUGUUCCAACUCAUUAAUGUUACUAAUGAAAAAAUAUAUUGUUUCAGUUACUAAUGAAACAAAAUUCGAAUAAUAUGACUUUAAACUUUUUGACUAUAACAUCGCUAACACGCUUAUGCUUUUUAUUAUGCUGUAAUUUUUUCAAGCAGCAGAAUUUAGAGUUUCCUCUAAAAUUUAUGACAAAAUUUACAAACAAACUAACAAGUGAUGUCAUGAAGAUCAGAUAAGUUGUCAUAUAUUAAAGUUUGUAACAUCUUUUGAAAGUCGAUUGGGGUUCGCCCUAGUAAAGAAAAUUUGCCCGAGUCCAUUAUCGCAAAGCUC